Molecule: messenger RNA, 825 nt
Organism: Selaginella moellendorffii
Lineage: Eukaryota; Viridiplantae; Streptophyta; Lycopodiopsida; Selaginellales; Selaginellaceae
Exons: 5
Coding region: 58-810 (250 amino acids)
Source: RefSeq, a predicted model, not a curated record
UUAGAUCUGUAUCAAACGAACGAGAAAAAGAUCGGAGAAAAGGAACGCUUUCGAGCGAUGGCUGCUGCUGCGAUUGAAAAUGGAAGUACCUUAAGCUCUAGAAGUCCUUUCAAGGAGUGGAAUGCCCAGAACGAGGAGGUAUUCUCGAUUCGCUCCAGGAUGCUCACGCCCUCCAAUCGAAAGAAGUUCCAGAAUGAAACGGCCUUGGAAAAUAACCAAGUAAGCUGCCAAAUCUCCAAGCUGCAGGAAGGCUUGCAAUCUGUUACCUCUUCACUGUCGCUCUUGAGUGACACCAUUGGCAGCGCGCUUGCGGAGUCAUUCACUCUGAUCGAAUCGGAUCCAAACUGUUAUGCUGCAUCACCACAGAGAUCACCACAGAGAAGUGAGUCAUCAGAUCAAAAUUCUGACUGCAUCACUUACAGCUCCUCGCAAAAGUCUCCGUCGUCUUCAUCAACUGGAACAGAGGAGAGUCCAAAGUUUCAGCUCAAGCCUUCCAGCGAUCUCGCGAUGUCUAUGGCCGCCAAAGCCAAACUUCUACUCCGCGAGCUCAAGACCGUGAGAGCGGAGCUUUGCUUCAUGAGAAACCGGACGUCACAACUAGAAGAAGAGAACAGAAAAAUGCGCGGCAGUAUGAGCAAAGGAAAUGCACCCGAGGAAGAUGAUCUGGUGAGAAGGCAGCUGGAGACCCUCCUGGCCGAAAAAGCUCGGCUUGUACAAGAAAACGCUACAUACAAACGGGAGAACCAGUUUCUUCACGAGGCCAUAGAGUACCAUCAAUUGACAGUACAAGGAAUGGUCUUGCCGGAAUAAAGUGAGCCGCGCUGA